This is a messenger RNA of Pochonia chlamydosporia 170, 1980 nucleotides long. RefSeq names its product transcription factor. The transcript has 4 exons. Gene Ontology annotation, biological process: regulation of DNA-templated transcription; DNA-templated transcription. The record is from RefSeq and is a predicted model, not a curated record. Gene Ontology annotation, molecular function: DNA binding; DNA-binding transcription factor activity, RNA polymerase II-specific; zinc ion binding. Bases 1 to 1980 code for a protein of 659 amino acids. Gene Ontology annotation, cellular component: nucleus. NCBI's taxonomy places the organism in Eukaryota, Fungi, Ascomycota, Sordariomycetes, Hypocreales, Clavicipitaceae.
AUGUCCUACUCUGCUGAGCGUGAGAUGAGGCGACCUCGCCAAGCAUGCCUGAAUUGCAGGCGAAAAAAGACUCGCUGUCAAGGGGAGCGCCCAGCUUGCGCACUCUGUGUCCGGUUGGGCCAGACCUGUGAAUAUCCGUCACAUUCAUCAGUGCCAUCAGCGGCACCUCGGCGUUUCUCAUCUGCGGCCGUCAAUGACGAGCUUCUUAUGCGCGUGGCCAAACUCGAGUCGGACCUUCGCGCCGCACAACAAGGACAAAUUGGCCGCAACAACGACGCUCAGGCAAUCGGAAGUGAUCUGGAGAAGCAUACCUCACCAUCAUCACUGUCUCCUCCGGGGCAGCCAGCUCCUGUUUGGUCAAAUUCACCCAGCGUGGUGAUUGAAAACCCAGCCAAAUGUAGCACCAAUAACAACAACAGCAACAAGUUCUCUCAACUACCUCCAGUUCCGGUACUCAAGUCUCUGGCUGAUGUGUACUUCUCCAACUGCCAUAAUCAGCCCUACUGCUUCUUUCAUGAAAACAAUUUUCGUCGGAGCCUCAUCGCUGGUGAUUUGCCACAAUAUCUCCUCCUCGCAUUCGCCGCCACAGCAGCACGUUAUAGCUCCCACGACUACUUCCGCGGAUCCCAACUAGAAGCUGUUGAGAGCCUCGCUCGGGCGGCAUGGAUUAUCAUACUUGACCAAGUAUUCGCCACGGAGCAUAGCCCAGAGUCCGUGGCCGCAGCGCAAGCAACUAGUAUGCUCGCCAUAAUCGACUUUACUGCUGGCCGACACCGCUUAGGCUGGGUCAAAAUCGGCCUUGCCAUACGCCUCGUUCAAAGCCUCAACCUCAACAAAGAGCCAGAUGCGUCACUCCCGCCGUGGCAGCAAGAAGAACAUCGACGGGUCUUUUGGUCUGUUUACCUGCUGGACAAGUUUGUUUCCUGUGGGAGAUCCCAUCCACCUGCCAUUUUAGACGCCGAUUGCACCCUUGGCCUGCCUUGUAGCGAAGAGGCUUUCCGCAUGGAGACGCCGACAAAGAUGCCUACCAUGGCGCUCUUCGAGGAUCUGCCUAGCAACAUACCCGCUCUGAUGCAGCUCGAUGACUUUGCCAUUCUGGUCCUCAUGUGCUCUACCUUGAGUCUCACCGUUAGAGACACGUUCCAGAAAAGCCUGUCCACCAUACCGCCAUGGGACCACCGAAGCAAUUUUUCCCAGAUUAGUAGCAUGAUGAUGACAUUCGAAAGCAUUCACCUUGCGGGAUCUGAUGAUUUAGGUGCAUAUGUUUCGAAUCGAUUCGGCACCUACGAAGGCUUCGAUCGACAACGAGUCGGCCACUUUAUCUGGGCGAGGGCAGUGUACCACCUGUGUGGGUGUUUGCUAUACCAUCCUGUCAACCUUCGCAGAUAUCGAAAGGCUCACUGCCCCUACUUCCCGACUACAUUUGCCCGAGAGUUACUGGAUCGCUGUCGAGAGCAUGCGAUUCAGCUGACGAAUAUUCUAGAAACGCUGCGGGCUGUCGGUUGUUGUGCCCGCGGUAGCUUUCUGGGUUAUGUCGGAACAUGCGCCGUAUCCGUCCACCUUAUAUUCGCCCUCUCGCCCAAUCCGCAGAUUGCGACGCAAGCCAAACUCUGCUCAGACAUGUGCCUCGGCUUCCUUGAACAUUUGCCAGUGCGAUGGCCGAACCAUGGCUUGAUGGCAGCAUCAUUAAAGUCAUUCAGUAUAGAUGCCAAGUCGGCACAUCUUCUCAUGGACCCCUCACCGACUGCCGUAGAAUCAGAAAUCGACUCGGCACAAAUUGAGCAGCUCUGGGACAUCAUAGACUAUGGGUGGCUGACUGACCGAACACGCCAUAGCCAAGCGGCGUUAUCGCCAUUUGCUUCAGGGUUGAGUGCGCAAAUUCCUGACUGGACAACGUUUUUAGAUAGUCACAUGGGCGAGAAUGAGGUGCCGUCGUUCUACAUGACGCAGGCAGAUUUGACGAGGAAUACCGAGACCUAG